This is a messenger RNA of Pochonia chlamydosporia 170, 222 nucleotides long. RefSeq lists its product as hypothetical. The record is from RefSeq and is a predicted model, not a curated record. The transcript is spliced from 4 exons. Lineage: Eukaryota; Fungi; Ascomycota; Sordariomycetes; Hypocreales; Clavicipitaceae. The coding region runs from base 1 to 222 and encodes 73 amino acids.
AUGAAGUUCGCCGUUGUCCUCUCCCUCGUUGCCGCCGCUUCUGCUGCCUCCCUUACCCGAAGACUUGACGCCUGUCCUACCGCCGGCGGCUCUCCCUGUGGUAUUGUCACCGCACUCGGCAGCAGUGUCACCUAUCCCAACUGCAAGUGCAAUCCUACUUGCGAGGGUGAUGUCACCUUCGUUGGUAUUAAGGCUCAUGUUCAAAUUGGCACCUGCGCAUAA